AUGUGGAGUCCCAAAGAAAUCAUGUUUUCAAGAAUUGCCCAGAGUGGUGGGUGCAGUGAUGAGGAGGCACUCAUCAAGGCUGCCCUGCAGAGGUCUCCCACCGUCUUUCGUGCCCGUAAUUCGGUCUUUAUUGGCCAGGAUGGAGAGGUCUCUGUGCUGGAUGUUGGGAAGCUCAAAGAGCAGGAACAGGAGCAGGUGUUGGAGAAGAUGGUUGCUGCAAUUGAUGAGGAUACCGAGCUGUUCUUCCGAAGAGUUAGGCAGAGAUUUGAGGCGGUUGAUUUAGAGUUUCCAAAGGUUGAAGUUCGGUUUCAAGAUCUUAAGGUGGAUGCAUUUGUCCAUGAAGGGAGUAGAGCCUUGCCAACAAUCCCCAAUUUCAUAUUCAACAUGACAGAGGCAUUCUUGAGAAAGUUGAGGAUGUUUCCCAGCCGGAGGAAGCGGUUGUCUGUCCUAAAUAACAUCAGUGGCAUUCUAAGGCCUUCAAGGCUGACUCUUCUUCUCGGCCCUCCAAGCUCUGGGAAGACUACAUUGCUUUUGGCUCUUGCCGGGCGCCUUGGGCCUGGUUUGAAGAUGUCGGGGAAGAUUACAUACAAUGGGCACAAUCUGAAUGAGUUUGUGCCUCAGAGAACGUCUGCAUAUGUCAGCCAGCGCGAUUGGCACAUUGCAGAGAUGACUGUAAGGGAGACAAUGGAGUUCUCUGGACUUUGUCAGGGCAAUGGCUUUAAGCAUGAUUUGCUCAUUGAACUUUUGAGAAGAGAGAAGAGUGCUGGAAUAACCCCUGAUCCUGAUCUUGAUAUGUUUAUUAAGGCAGUAGCACUUGGAGAGCAGACAAGUACUGUUGUGGAUUACUUAUUAAAGAUUUUAGGAUUGGAUAUUUGCGCGAAUACAUUAGUGGGAGAUGAAAUGCUAAAAGGGAUCUCAGGGGGGCAGAAGAAGCGUCUUACAACAGGUGAAUUGCUAGUGGGAAACUCGAGGGUGCUGUUAAUGGAUGAGAUUUCGACUGGCCUUGAUAGCUCGACUACCUAUCAAAUCAUCAAGUAUCUAAAGCAUUCGACUCAUGCUUUCAGCGGGACUACAUUGGUUUCUCUGUUGCAGCCUGAUCCCGAAACUUACAGCCUGUUCGACGAUGUGAUUCUGCUUAGUGAAGGGCAGAUAGUGUAUCAGGGACCGCGUGAAAGUGCUCUCGAUUUCUUCUUGUUUAUGGGUUUUAGAUGCCCUCCUAGAAAAAAUGUUGCUGAUUUUCUGCAAGAGAUUACAUCUGAGAAGGAUCAAGGGCAGUAUUGGUUCCUUAAUAGCCAGUACAGCUAUGUACCUACGUCGAAAUUUGUGGAGAGCUUUCAGUCCUUCCAUGUUGGUAACUCUCUGGCAAAUGAUCUGUCGAUUCCUUUCGACAAGAGUUGCAGUCACCCAGCAGCUUUGUCGGCUAGAACGUAUGGGGUGAAACGGGCCGAGCUUCUAAAGAUUGGUUUCCAAUGGCAGAUGCUACUGCUGAAGCGAAACGCGUUUGUUCUUGUUUUCAAGUUCACCCAGCUUCUUUUGAUCAUUCUGAUCAUGAUGAGUGUGUUCUUUCGGUCCACAAUGCAUCACAAUAGUCUGGAAGAUGGAGCUGUGUAUCUCGGUGCACUUUACUUUGCGAUUCUUAUGGUUCUCUUCAAUGGCUUUUUGGAGGUUCCUAUGAUAAUAGCCAAGCUUCCAGUCCUUUAUAAGCACAGAGAUUUACGGCUCUACCCGUGUUGGGCAUUUACGAUUCCCUCUUGGAUUGUGAGUAUUCCCACUUCACUUGCAGAAUCCAUAAUAUGGGUUGCAGCCACAUAUUAUGUAGUCGGGUUUGAUCCUCAAAUAACAAGGUGCCUCAAGCAGUUCCUUUUGUAUCUCUCCUUGCACCAGAUGUCAAUAGGCCUUUUUCGCGUGAUGGCCUCAUUAGGCCGGAACAUGGUAGUUGCCAACACUUUUGGAUCUUUCGCGAUGUUGGUUGUCAUGGCUCUUGGUGGAUUUGUUCUUUCCAGAGAUAGCAUCCCGGUUUGGUGGAUCUGGGGUUACUGGAUUUCUCCUUUGAUGUAUGCCCAGAAUGCAGCUUCUGUGAACGAGUUUCGGGGUCAUUCGUGGGAUAAGAAUGCUGAGGGCACUACGUUGUCGUUGGGAGAGAUGUUACUGAAGGCUCGGAGCUUAUUUUCCGAGGAUUAUUGGUAUUGGAUUGGAGUUGGUGCUUUGCUGGGAUAUACAGUAUUGUUCAACAUUCUCUUCACCUUAUUUCUUACUUAUCUCAACCCGAUUGGGAGCCAGCAGGCAGUUGCUCCUAAGAGGAAGCAAAAUGGCCAAGGAAAUGGCUCCUCCAGCAUCAUUCAGCUUUCCGAAUUUUUGCAGCACUCACACUCCUUUACAGGAAAGAAGAUUAAGAAAGGCAUGGUUCUUCCUUUUCAGCCUCUUUCGAUGUCAUUCAGCGACAUCAACUAUUAUGUUGAUACUCCUCUGGAGCUUAAGCAUGAGGGGCUAGUAGCAGAUAGACUGAGGUUGUUAGUGAAUGUCAGUGGAGCGUUUCGGCCAGGGGUGCUUACUGCAUUGGUUGGUGUCAGUGGCGCUGGAAAAACUACCUUGAUGGAUGUUUUGGCAGGUAGAAAAACCGGGGGACAUAUCGAGGGUACUAUAUACAUUUCCGGUCAUCCCAAGAAACAAGAAACCUUUGCAAGAGUGUCUGGUUACUGUGAGCAGAAUGAUGUUCAUUCCCCAUGCUUAACUGUCCAUGAGUCCAUACUUUUUUCUGCUUGUCUCCGAUUAUCCUCUCAGGUUGACUUGAAAACGCAGAAGGCUUUUGUGGAGCAGGUUAUGGAGCUAGUUGAAUUGACACCAUUAGGCGGGGCGUUGGUUGGCCUUCCCGGGGUUGAUGGACUGUCAACUGAGCAGAGGAAGCGUCUGACAAUUGCUAUCGAGCUUGUUGCUAACCCCUCGAUCGUUUUCAUGGAUGAACCGACGUCUGGGCUUGAUGCCAGGGCUGCUGCAAUUGUGAUGAGAACUGUGAGGAACAUUGUUGACACUGGAAGGACUAUUGUCUGCACAAUCCACCAGCCCAGCAUCGAUAUCUUUGAAUCAUUCGAUGAGCUUCUGCUCAUGAAAAGAGGUGGAGAGCUCAUCUAUGCUGGUCCCCUGGGCACGAAUUCGCGCAGACUAAUUGAAUAUUUUGAGGCAAUCGAAGGGGUUCCGAAAAUCAGAGCUGGAUACAACCCUGCAGCUUGGGUUCUUGAGGUCACAUCGACAGCAGAGGAAAGCCGGCUUGGUGUAGACUUUGCAGAAAUUUAUCGUAGAUCAGAUCUGUUUCAGCAAAAUAAGGAAAUGGUGGAGAGGCUAAGCAAGCCAAAUGCAGAUUCAGUGGAGUUAAACUUUCCAAGAAAGUAUUCCCAGUCAUUUUUUGGCCAGUUCUGGGCUUGUCUUUGGAAGCAGAAUCUGUCCUACUGGCGAAAUCCACAGUACACAGCAGUGCGGUUCUUCUACACGGUCAUCAUCUCGUUGAUGUUCGGAUCGAUAUGCUGGAAAUUUGGCUCCAAAAGGGAUACUCAGCAGGAUAUUCUGAAUGCCAUGGGAUCAAUGUAUGCAGCUGUUCUUUUCAUCGGAAUCACAAACGCCUCUUCUGUGCAGCCCGUGGUUUACAUCGAAAGAUUCGUUUCGUUUCGAGAAAGAGCAGCCGGGAUGUAUUCUGCCCUACCAUUCGCUUUUGCACAGGUUACUGUCGAGUUCCCCUACGUGUUCAUACAGACACUUAUUUACAGCACAAUCUUCUACUUCAUGGCGUCUUUCGAGUGGAACGCUUGGAAGUUUGUUUGGUACAUAUGUUUCAUGUUCCUCACCUUACUAUACUUCACUUUCUUUGGGAUGAUGACCACUGCUGUGACCCCAAAUCACAACAUUGCUGCCAUCAUUGCUGCACCCUUCUAUAUGAUGUGGAAUCUCUUCAGCGGCUUCAUGAUUUCGCGCAUGAGAAUCCCGAUAUGGUGGAGAUGGUACUACUGGGCAAACCCGGUGGCGUGGAGUCUAUACGGGCUUCUAACAUCACAAUAUGGAGAUGUAAAUGACAAUGUGAGACUACCUGAUGGGGUUAACUCUCUGCCAAUCAAAGACUUUCUCAGAGAGGAGUUCGGGUUCAGGCACGAUUUCCUGGGCGUGGCGAUCGUCGCUGUGUGCGGUUUCUGCCUGCUUUUCGCAGUCACAUUCGGUUUCGCAAUCAAAUACUUCAACUUCCAGAGAAGGUGAAGAGCACUGGACCUAACUUUUGACACAUAAAAGAUUAUUAAUGCUUUUCUUUCAGUAUAUCAAAGAGAGGAACUUUGUUGCAGACUAAUGAUGGUGCAGCAUAUAUAGAACAAUAGGAUAUAUAUUUACAUAUAUAUAUAUACUUAUAUCAGUUGAAUUUCUGAAUAUUUCUUCACAAAAUGUUAGGGAAAGGGUUUAUAUGUUCAUUGAUUUGUAUUUGGAUUUGUAUAGGAGGAUUGAAGGAGUUAAAGAAUGUCUCUGCAAAGAAAAUAAAAAUUAUAUUGAAGAAAAUGUCAACUGCUUUAUGUCCAAUUUUAAUGUUCACAUGCAUAGACUGUUAUAUAGAUUAGGCC
Ipomoea triloba (trilobed morning glory) is the source of this 4592-nucleotide messenger RNA. Its product is annotated as ABC transporter G family member 32-like. Gene Ontology annotation, molecular function: ABC-type transporter activity; ATP hydrolysis activity; ATP binding. The record is from RefSeq and is a predicted model, not a curated record. The transcript has 25 exons. Gene Ontology annotation, cellular component: membrane. Lineage: Eukaryota; Viridiplantae; Streptophyta; Magnoliopsida; Solanales; Convolvulaceae. The coding region runs from base 1 to 4239 and encodes 1412 amino acids.